AUCAUCCUUUUUUUACUACACUUAAUUGCACGUAUUUACACUAUAGUUCGGCAACAAUGCUGAGAGUCGUUAUAUUCUCGGCGUUAAUUGCCGCUGCGGCGUCAAUGACCGACGAUGAUGGCUGGCUUAACCCACAAUACCGGCGCAACUUAAUUGUUGAGGUUGGCGCCGCGGCAUAUUCCCACCAAACAGUGGCCUGCGACCCCAAGGCAGUGGGCUCGGUUGCUGCCUGCUUUUCGCAAUCCAUUCCUGCGGUUGGCAAUGUCGACUUUCCCUGGGGCUCCCCCCAGAUCGCCUACCCCACCGACGGCUCCCCCUGGGGUGUGCACCUGACCGGCCCCUACCCCGACGGACGCACCUACCUGCUGUCCUGGUACACGGGUGCCGCUACCGUUGGCGCCAACCUCACCAAACCCAACACCAGCGCCCUCAAGACGGUCGCCGUGCUCACCAAGGGCGGCACCAGCUACCGCUUCAGCGGCUCCGUCAUCACCUACCUGCGCACCUACUCCGACCCCGCCCUUGCCAACUACCAGUACCUGUCCCCCUACAUCCACCACGUGCUGCUGACCGGCCUCACCCCCCGCACCACCUACCGCUACCAGCUGGCGGGCCGGGACGGGCGGCUGGCAGGGGGCUACUCCUUCACAACGCUGCCGCUGACCACCAACGUCUACCCGCUGCGCAUCGGCCUGAUUGCGGAUGUGGGUCAGACUGUCAACAGCUCCGCCACGCGGGACCACCUGGCCGCCAACAGGCCGCAGGUGGUGCUGCACGUGGGCGAUAACAGCUACUCGGACAACUACAACGCGGGGAACCCCAACCUCACGGACGGCAAGGGAACCAACCAGAAUCGCUGGGACUCCCACGCGCAGCUGUGGCAGUCGCUGUUCUCCGCCGUGCCGGUGCUCAACUGCGCGGGCAACCACGAGCUGGAAAUGAGCGGCAUCUCCGCCUUCAUCAACUCCACCACCUCCUCCUUCUCCUUCCCCUCCAACUACCCCUUCCAGUCCUACGCCGCCCGCUUCCCCGCCCCCGGCACCCCCGCCGCCUCCCUCGGCGCCAUCACCCCCGCCCUCUACUACUCCACCGUCAUUGCGGGGGCGGUCACCCUCAUCACACUCAACAACUACAUCCCCUUCCAACCCGGCAGUCCACAACACUCCUGGGCGCUGGCGGAGUUUGCAAAGGUGGACCGCGCCAAGACGCCCUGGCUGUUCGUACAGUUCCAUGCGCCGCCGUACCACACGUACUUCGUGCACUACAAGGAGAUGGAGUGCUUCAUGAGCGUGUGGGAGGAUGUGUUUUACAACUACGGAGUCGACCUGGUGCUCAGCGGCCACGUGCACGCCUACGAGCGCACCCACCCGCUGUACAAGUACCGCCCGGACUCCUGCGGCCCCGUCUACCUCACCAUUGGGGACGGGGGCAACGUGGAGGGGCCCUACCGCAACUUCGUGGAUGAGCUCAACCCGGCAACCAACAAGACGUACUGCGAGUCCCUCAACUACGGCGGUGUGGGCCCGGUGGCCAUGUCCUCCUCCGCCCCCACCGCCUGGGGCCCCGCCUACCAGCGCAUGUCCCACCCGCCCGGCUGCCCCACCCUCUCCUUCCAGCCACCCAGCGGGGUGGCGGGCGGACUGCCGCUGCUGCUGCUGAACAACACCUCCGCCUCCUCCAACACCUCCUCCGCCACCUCCACCCCCAACACGCCGCCGCUGGGCUUCUGUCAGAGCAGCCAGCCGGUGUGGUCCGCGUACCGGGACCCCAGCUUCGGCCACGCUAUCCUGGACCUGCUGUCUCCCUCCACCGCCCGCUUCCGCUGGUUCAAGAACCUGGAGGGCAACGCAGUGGCGCGGGACGAUGUGGUUCUGGAGCGGCUGGACAGCUGCACCAACCGGGGGGGGCCGCAGGCGGGCAGUGGCAGCAGCAGCAUCAGCGGGGGCCGCAGGGCGCGUAUGAUGGCUUGAUUGAGGAAUGGGAAUUGGUUGGUUGGUUUCAAUAAUAGUGAGUUGUGUCUGAUGUUGUGAUAUGGCUGUUGGACUCUUUCGAGGGGUCGUUACUGCUGUUGAAGUGAUCGGAUGCUGGCACAUGCUGCUUGCGUGCGCGCGGUUUGACAGCCCCUGGUUGGGGGUAAUGCCCUUGGUAAGUGUGUGCACUGGGAUGGUGUGGUGUGUAAACAGUGGAAGUGAUAUAUCUAUGUGUGCACUUUGCAUGUUGGGUUGGUGUGGUGUGGUGUGGUGUGGUGUGGUCAACAGCGCGCGCCCACCCCUGCCCUCUCACUCGGGCUCAGGCCGUUGUGUCGCUUGGUUGCUUGGGGGGGGCCGGGGGCGGCCCUGGGGGUGGUGCGUGUGAGGUGUGAGGGGCGGCUUGCGGGGUUGUGAAGGGCGCGUGGUUUGACUCACCUUGAGUAUGUGUAUUGUUUACCGCGUGCGUGCGUGACGCCCCUUCUUCCCCCGCCCCCGCACCCCGCGCAUCAGGCUUGUUGCCCUGCUGAGAUAGGCGGGCGGUCAAGCGGGGUUCGUCCUUUCUGGGUAUGAAUGAUGUGUGUGUCAGCAUGCUGUAGCUGCAAGUGCUUUCAGGUGACCUGGUGGCAACCUACUUAUUGAAUGCGGCCUACCAUCGUGCGUUUGUUGCAUCGGGGUGUGUGUGUUAAAAUAACUGUGUAUGUGUUUGUGUGUGGUGUGUCUGCCGGUGGCUUUCUCAAACGCCAGGUGUGUGUGGGAGGCUCGCUGCGGGCCGCUACCGGCUACCGGCGACCGCUGUUGUGGG
Molecule: messenger RNA, 2772 nt
Organism: Astrephomene gubernaculifera
Lineage: Eukaryota; Viridiplantae; Chlorophyta; Chlorophyceae; Chlamydomonadales; Astrephomenaceae
Source: the annotation of a GenBank genome assembly